Molecule: messenger RNA, 1950 nt
Organism: Adineta ricciae
Lineage: Eukaryota; Metazoa; Rotifera; Eurotatoria; Adinetida; Adinetidae
Source: the annotation of a GenBank genome assembly
AUGGUUUCUUGUGAAAACGUAUAUUACUCGAAUCAUUUUGAAUCAGAUAACAAACAGUCAUCUACCAAUAGAUAUGUUUUUUUAUUCUACCAACAAAUUACUCAACUAAGUCAUAUACGAAACAUGUCCACUCAAGAUAUUCGCAAACUUUCAUCGGUCCUGCGAUCGAUUGAAAUCGUUGAAGAAAAUACGAAUGCACUUUACUCGCAAUAUACAACAGCUGCCACGGAAAGUCUUCAGCCAGUCCUAAUCGAUGAUUCCAACGUACAUUUACAAACAUUCUUCCAACAUCUUGAACAACUGUUAGAGACUGAUUUGAAGAGCAGAAAAUCGUUAUUGAACAGCAAUAAUAAUAAACGAAGUUAUUGGAAUUUCUUCUCCUCAGCGUUGAAAGAUAGCAAAGGCUUAUACGAUACAGUAUUAUAUGCCCUCAAUAGUCAAGAAGUCAAAACUCCAACUGGUCGCGGACGAUUAUUUCUUCGUUUUUGUCUGCAAAAUCAUCGAUUAGGUGAUGUUAUUCAACAAAGUUUUAUGACGACUAAAAUUGUCAAUCAAUUCUAUAUCGAUGAAUGUUUUUGGACAACGCCAAACUAUAUCAAUCGAAUUGUUCAAGCACUGUAUCAAUUAAAUGACUUACAAUUCGAUCUGCUUUCCAAUUCACAAUAUCAACUUGAUGUCUGCUGGCCAACUAUCGAAUCAAUUGAAAGUCGACCAAAAACAUUAUCCGAUGCUGCGUCACGACUAAGAAACAGUAGUGUGUCUAGUUUUCUUUCAAUGAACAGUGUUGAUUCUCAGUCAGUUAUAUCACUUAUUCCCGAGCUUUCCACAUCUAUUCCAAUCACGCCUGCAUUAUUUCGCAACCUUGAAUCGUCUGUAAAUGAUGGUAGUUCAGCUCAAUCGCUUUCAUCGGCUGAAGAAGAUCCAGAAAAUACAAUGAUCUAUUGGAAACAGAAAUGUCUGCAACUGGAAAUGCAGCUGCAAGAAAUACACACGUCGAAUUCAGUGUCAACGGCGGAUGUUGAACUUCAAUGUUCAAUAAUCGAACCUCCACCGACCGAAUCUACCGAAACAUCGAUUGAUGAUGAAUUAAUGACAAAACUGAAUGAUGAGAAUGAGCAAUUAAAAAGUGAAGUUAGUUUAUUGAAAGAAGAAGUUAGUAGUUUAAACUUCCAAAUUUCAUCUGCUUCGAUGCAACGAUCAACAUCAUCCGAUAAAAUCAAAGAUUAUGAAAGGGAUCUUGCACAAUAUCGAUCGUUGAUUGGUGACAAAGAUAUCCUUCUCAAUGAUUUACAACAAAAAUUGAAUGAGCAAACGAAUCAAUUAGAAACCCUUCAAAAAGACUUGUCUUCGCAAUCAAACGAACAAACGAAACAGAUCGAAAUGCUACAGAAUGAGCUGGAAGAAGCAAGAAAAGUACUUGAACAGGAUCGAUUAAUACUCGAAAAAGAACGAGUCGAACGUGACAAAGCACAAGAACAGUUAGAAGCUACAUUGCAAGAACGAACACUUGACUUUGAAGAGAUGAAACGACGAUUACUCAAAGCGGUUCGUGAUAAAGCAGAGUUGUUCAAUUCUAUACAUACAUACGAAAUUAAACUUGAAGAGGAACAAUCGAGAAAAUGGGUUGCGGAUGAAGAUGUUUUGAAUUGUACGAAAUGUAAUACAGCCUUUGGAUGGACAGUACGAAAACAUCAUUGUCGACAUUGCCAGAAGAUCUUUUGUUAUUACUGUGCGAAUAAUUGGAUACAGAGUUCGAAAACAAAUUCUCCGCAAUAUCGUGUGUGCGACUUUUGCAGUGAGAAACUACUGAAAGAAUCUCUUAUGCCCAUUGGCACUCUACACAAUGAAAUACUGAAUAAUCCGGACACGUCAGACAAUGUUGAUCUUCAUUUCGAAGUUCGACCUGAACGUCUACCUCCUACGACAGAUAAUUCUCCAACAUCUUCUUAG